This is a messenger RNA of Arabis nemorensis, 297 nucleotides long. NCBI's taxonomy places the organism in Eukaryota, Viridiplantae, Streptophyta, Magnoliopsida, Brassicales, Brassicaceae. The record is from the annotation of a GenBank genome assembly.
AUGGCGUUCUUCGGGAGACUUGUUGAGGCGGAUCGGGAGGCGACACGCUCAAAACCUCUGCAGCUCCCACCGAUCAAUAAGGAAAAAGUCCUCAAGAAAUUUGAAAGAACUUUGGUGGGAAGAGUCCUCAAUCCGGAGAUCUCGGAGGCUCGUGUAAAGGCGUUGCUGGGGUUUUUACCUUCGGUGUGGAAGUGUGAAGUGAAAUCUUGUGGAAUUCCCUUCUCUCUACAUUAUACGUACAAGGCUUUAUAUAGCCAAAGUAGUUACACRAAAUCAGGAGCARUAUUAACAACUUAA